UCCGUUUUUGCCGCCCACGCAAAUGUCGCAUACACGUGUAACCACCGCUUAUGGAACACGGCCGUCGCACGAUUUCCAUACAAAUUCCAUUUCGCUUAAGCAACGCUCGAAAUCCGCAAAUCCACCGCAAUUAAGACCAUUUAGCGGUAUACAGGGUUCGCGACCCCGUUAUGUGCCGCCGUUUUCGAUACAAUCGCAGCAAAAGAACACGGUCGUUAUUAACGGUCCCAUUCAUGAGGCAGCCGUAACGGCAAGUGCGCGCGGCAGGGCGCCGAAUCCAAAAAGCUUGAAGAAGCAACAGAAAUCCAUUUCAACAUGCAAUUUGGGUGCUAGUUUCAACGCCUGUACGGCUGCUAAAAAUCCGGGGCGUGGCACAUUGUUUCGCAUGUAUUUUGAUCGCGGAGAUUUGCCUAUAAAAAUGGAGUAUCUGUGCGGUGGCGAUAAGAUUGGAUGGACGGUGGACAUUGACAAGUUGGACUACAGCCUCUAUUUGCCGCUGUUCUUCGAUGGAUUGGCUGAACCGAAACAUCCCUAUAAGACCUACGCCCGACAGGGUGUAAGUGAUUUGCUUCUCGCUGGAGGUGAAAAAAUCCAUCCCGUAGUGCCUCAAUUAAUUUUACCAUUAAAGAACGCAUUGAGCACUAGAAAUUUGGAGGUAAUGUGCACGACCUUGAAAAUUAUACAACAACUGGUAAUGGCCUCGGAUAUGGUUGGACCUGCUCUAGUGCCCUUCUAUAGACAACUGCUGCCCAUGUUCAAUGCGUUCAAGGUGAAAAACUUAAACUGCGGCGAUGAGAUUGACUAUGCACAGAAGAACAAUCUCAAUCUGGGCGAUCUGAUUGAUGAGACAUUGCAGGUGCUGGAGCUGCACGGCGGCGAGGAUGCCUUUAUCAAUAUCAAGUACAUGGUACCAACCUAUGAAUCCUGCUAUUUAAACUGAGCAAUGUCCUGCGAAAAAAGCUUUUCUUACACGUUUUAUGCUUCGUAUAAUUUAUUUAUAACAUAUCAAGAGUAUUUAUUGAAUUUUACAUAGAUGCGAAUGAUUUAACCUUA
This is a messenger RNA of Drosophila innubila, 1053 nucleotides long. Its product is annotated as parkin coregulated gene protein homolog. Gene Ontology annotation, molecular function: Hsp70 protein binding; Hsp90 protein binding. Bases 23 to 940 code for a protein of 305 amino acids. The record is from RefSeq and is a predicted model, not a curated record. NCBI's taxonomy places the organism in Eukaryota, Metazoa, Arthropoda, Insecta, Diptera, Drosophilidae. The transcript has 5 exons.